Molecule: messenger RNA, 468 nt
Organism: Knipowitschia caucasica
Lineage: Eukaryota; Metazoa; Chordata; Actinopteri; Gobiiformes; Gobiidae
Source: the annotation of a GenBank genome assembly
AUGAUUCUCAUCAUCACUAUAGAAGAGAGACCCGUGGCCCCAACUGAUAUCGCUUACUUCCCCAACUCACACACCGGUGACAACAUUGCUGCUGCCCUGCGGGAUGUUUUGAUCAACUGGAACUUACCAGAAGACAAACAAGUGUCAAUAACAACAGACAACGGCGCCAAUGUGGUGAAGGCUGCUGAGGUUAACAACUGGGUCAGACUUCAGUGCUUUGGCCAUCGCUUGCAUCUGGCAAUUGAGAAUGCAGUCAAAGUACUUCAUGUGUUCAACACCUGCGUUCUUGCUGCAAAAGAACAAGAAAGUGAUUUGACAAAAUCAAUUAAGAAGAAGAUCUUGGACUACUUGAACUCCAAGUAUGACGACCCAGCCACUCAAGAACUUCUGGAUAUGGCCUGCUUCAUGGAUCCUCGGUUUAAAGCAGGCUACGUCAGUGGUGACAAGUUGCAUGAAAUCAAAUCCUGA